Scleropages formosus (Asian bonytongue) is the source of this 1481-nucleotide messenger RNA. RefSeq names its product glutaminyl-peptide cyclotransferase (gene qpct). The transcript has 7 exons. Gene Ontology annotation, molecular function: glutaminyl-peptide cyclotransferase activity; zinc ion binding. The coding region runs from base 176 to 1234 and encodes 352 amino acids. The record is from RefSeq and is a predicted model, not a curated record. Lineage: Eukaryota; Metazoa; Chordata; Actinopteri; Osteoglossiformes; Osteoglossidae.
GACUCUGUCUGUCUCGCUCCGGCGUGCGUGAACGCGCACACGAGCCACCCCCCUCCUCGUUCUUCCCCGCACCGACCCCGCAGGGCUCGCGCCACACGCUCGCUCCUCAUGUUCCUCACAUGAUUCGCGCGAGGCAGAGCGGAGGAGAAGAGACGAGAAGAGCAAGAGGCGAGACAUGGAGACGCUCUUCGCUCUCGGCAUGAUGAUCUGCGCGCUGCUCGUCGGUCCGGCCGCUUUACAGACAGCGGCGCGGCUGCCGUGGACGCAGGAGAAGCUGUACCACAAGCCGAGCACACUCAGUGCCGAUGACAUCACACGGGUCCUGGCUCACACAGACCUGGACCGCAUGUGGCAGAAGGACCUCCGACCGAUGCUGGUUCCACGGUACCCGAGUUCCCCUGGGAGUCUGUCUGUGCAGCAGCACAUCCUAAGCACCUUGCGGGCCCUGAAGGCAGGCUGGGAUGUGGAGGAGGACCGCUUCCAGGCCUACACUCCUUAUGGAUACAUGAACUUCGCCAACAUCGUGGCCACCCUCAAUCCGGCCUCUAAGCGGCGCCUGGUGCUGGCCUGCCACUAUGACUCCAAGUACUACCCCCCACAGUGGCAUGGCUACGAGUUCUUGGGGGCCACCGACUCCGCCGUGCCCUGCGCCAUGUUGCUGGAGCUGGCCCGGGCUCUGGACCAAGAGCUGAAGACCCUCAAGGACUCCGGUCCGGACUUGUCGGUCCAGCUGCUCUUCUUUGAUGGCGAGGAGGCGCUGCACCAGUGGAGCUCCACCGACUCCCUGUAUGGCUCGCGCCACCUGGCGGAGAAGAUGGAGAAGACGCCGCACCCGCCGGGCGCAGAGGACACCAACCUGCUGCACGGCAUCGACCUGUUUGUACUGCUGGACCUGAUUGGCGCUCCCACUCCGCACUUUGGCAACCAGUUCCCCAACACGGCGCAAUGGCUCAGCAGGCUUCAGAACAUUGAGCGUAGGCUGCACGCCUUGGGCCAGCUGGAAGACCACCCCACAGAGGUACAGUACUUCUGGCCUGGCUUGCCAGUGGGCCCAGUGGAGGAUGAUCACAAACCCUUCUUGAAAAGAGGUGUGCGCAUUCUACACCUGAUUCCCACACCGUUCCCCGCUGUGUGGCACACCUUCGAGGACAACGAGGAGAACCUGCACCGCGCCACCAUCCAGAACCUCAACAAAAUCAUGCAGAUCUUCGUGCUCGAGUACCUGAAGAUGUGACCCCCCCGCUGUGAGCGCCUAGGAACAUCCGCGGUCCCGCCGGGCGGCUUCGCUGGGCCUCCUCCCGCCACUGCCCCUGGGGUGGCCAGUCGUCCUGUUUAUAACACACAGGCUGGGAUGUGUGUGUUUUACAGUGUUUGCUGUAGUCAGAACCCCCUGCUGGGGGGGCCACGUUCCAUUACUUUUUUGUGCUGUCAUUCUCUCUACAUGGAAAGACCAUCACAGAAAAAAGGAUUAAAAUGAGACA